Messenger RNA from Dermatophagoides farinae (American house dust mite), 1855 nucleotides. RefSeq lists its product as uncharacterized. Lineage: Eukaryota; Metazoa; Arthropoda; Arachnida; Sarcoptiformes; Pyroglyphidae. The record is from RefSeq and is a predicted model, not a curated record.
CAGUGGUUUGAAUUUUUUUUUGCAAAUGUCUGCAUGUUUUUGCCAUUGAUAUCAAUCAAUCAAUGAUCAGGGUAUCAAUCAUCAUUACUCGGGAGUUUUUUCAGCUAGACGACAUAUAGCGACGACCAUAGCCAACGAUCACAACACAACCAAGAGAGAAAAGAAAAGAAAUGUCUACCAACAGUCCAAUCCAGUCUUUGCACUUUGUUUGGUUCAUCAUAUUAAUAUGGUUCGGUUUGGUUGGAAAUUCCAGCCAAACGAUGGCAUCAAUCUCGCAGAUAAUAUGGCCCAAUCAAUCACCAAACGAUACGAUGCAUCCGGCAAUUCGAUUAAAUCUGAUUGGACAGAAUCAAUCGGUGGCCAACGCUUUUGUAACAGCUGAUUCGCCACAACAGGCCGAUGAAGAUUUAAUCAAUUCAGUGAUGAUAAAUCCAGAAGAUAUUCAAUUCAUUGUGCCCAACCAACCGGAUCAGAUUGGCGAGCAAGUUGUCGAACAAAUUCGUGAGCAAUUAGGAUCGAGACCAAUUUCGUUGGGCGAAUUGAAAAAUAAGAAUAUGAGUUUUACAUUAGAGAUGCCCGGCAUACAGAUGAAUCGCACGGUUCAUACAAACAUUUCCGAUCAGACAAUUGUACGACGACAACACGGCCAAUAUCAAAUGCCUUUACCGAUACCAGCGAAGCCAUUUGUCAUGCAAACUUAUAUGAAAAAACCGAAUAAAAUCCCCGUCGAACAUGUCUAUGUGGUGGCAAACAGUCCGAAAGCAGCGACUUUUUCCAAUUACACAUCAGUUCCGGCUCCAGUGCCUGCAUAUCCACCUUCGGUAAACGCUCACGCUAGUUAUGCUAGUUAUCCAUCUCCACCAAUCAAUUCAUAUCUAGCUCCAUUACCUACCGCAAACUAUUCAGCUGAUCAAUCAUCAUUGAACAGUAAACCUACCACCACCACCACCACCAUCUACAGUUCAUUGCCACCGGUUCAUUCGAAUACAUCCCAUUCGAAAAUUGUGAAUCAAAAACCCAACGCUGGAGGACAUGUUUAUGUUGUAGCGAACAACAAUCCACCACCACCACCACCACCGGCUUCAUAUACAAAUGCACAGGCUGCUCAAUUGAAUACAUCAUCAUCCUACACUCAAAAACAACCGGCAACACCGAAAAUUUAUACGACAAAUCUACCACCAUUGUUGAAACCGAAAACAGAUUAUGCAUCAUACCUAAGUCAAACUGGAUCGGCAAGCUAUGUGAAUCCUAAUAAUCAACCCAAAGUUAUCUAUCGAUACAUCGAAGUUUGCAAUGGUAAACCACAUAAUUACAAUGUUCGUCAAGAUUCUCAAGAAUCAGCCGAAGCUCUGUACAAUGGUUAUUCGAAAUUAUCGGCAGUACAAUCGCAAUUGGAACAUCUCAAACAAAUGGUACAAUACUAUCAGAGUUUGAUACCGCAACUGAAUUCCUAUGCACAACAAUAUGCAACUGUUGGAGCUGCCGCAGUGAUGAAUCCAUAUGAAGCGAUUGGCCGAUUGCCCCAAUAUCCGACCACUGUAUCGAUACCAUCGACGAGAUAUGGAGUACCGCCGCAACAAGCAGCAGCCGCUUCAUAUUCCUCAUCGUAUCCAGCAGCAUAUUCGACGCCUACAACGGAAACUCAUGAUGGUGGAAAUGUAAAAAUGAGCUACUAUGCGGUGGAAGAAACAUAUAAAACUGAUAAUUCAAGUGCAAUUCCGGCCGAAAUGGCAAUUUAUUGAGCAAUUGAAAAGUCCAUUCAUCAAUGAUGAUAUGAUUCGAUUGUAAUUUUGAAUUUUUGUCUAUUUAGUGAUUAAAGUUUGUGAUGAAUUUUGCGCUUAGUUCAGCAACCAAA